This is a messenger RNA of Menidia menidia (Atlantic silverside), 1128 nucleotides long. The record is from the annotation of a GenBank genome assembly. NCBI's taxonomy places the organism in Eukaryota, Metazoa, Chordata, Actinopteri, Atheriniformes, Atherinopsidae.
AUGAGGAGGCUGACGAAGAAGAAGGCUCUGACUCUGGUGAGGGAGUUGGACGCUUUUCCUAAAGUGCCUGAGAGCUACGUGGAGUCCACCGCCAGCGGUGGGACAGUCUCUUUGAUAGCUUUCACUCUCAUGGCUGUGCUGGCCUUCCUGGAGUUCUUCGUGUACAGAAACACGUGGAUGAAAUACGAGUAUGAGGUGGACAAAGACUUCAGCAGCAAACUGAGGAUAAACGUGGACAUCACGGUGGCUAUGAGAUGCCAGUAUAUAGGUGCAGAUGUCUUAGAUCUGGCAGAGACGAUGGUCGCAUCGGAUGGUUUGAAAUAUGAACCAGUCGACUUUGAGCUUCCUCCAGAGCAGAGAUUAUGGCACAUGACUCUUAUGCACAUCCAGGAGCGUCUGCGAAUUGAACACUCUCUGCAGGAUGUGCUCUUCAAGGCUGCUUUAAAAGCAGCCCCAGCUGGUCAGAUCCGAAGUGAGGGCAGCUCCACUUCUCACAGUGCCUGCAGGAUACAUGGACAUAUGUAUGUCAACAAAGUGGCCGGAAAUUUCCACAUAACAGUUGGCAAGUCCAUUCCGCAUCCUAGAGGCCACGCACAUCUGGCUGCCCUUGUCAGCCAUGACUCUUACAACUUCUCACAUCGGAUCGACCACCUGUCCUUUGGAGAAGCGAUCCCAGGACUCAUCAGCCCUCUGGACGGCACAGAGAAAAUCUCCCCUGACUCUAACCACAUGUUUCAGUACUUCAUCACCAUCGUGCCCACUAAGCUGAACACCUACAAAAUUUCUGCUGAAACGCAUCAGUUCUCAGUCACAGAGAGGGAGCGAGCGAUAAACCAUGCUGCAGGCAGCCACGGCGUCUCAGGGAUCUUCAUGAAAUACGACAUCAGCUCACUAAUGGUCAAAGUCACUGAGCAGCACAUGCCUCUCUGGCAGUUUCUCAUCAGACUCUGCGGCAUCAUCGGAGGAAUUUUCUCCACUACAGGGAUGAUCCACGGGAUGGUGGGAUUCCUGGUUGAUGUGGUUUGCUGUCGUUUCCAAAUGGGAGCCUACAGACGUCUGAAUGCUCCCCUGAAUAUACAGGAAGAUGGUAAAACUGUGGCUCCUACAGACAAUUCCGCUCAGCAAUGA